CUGAACGAACGAUGGUUUUCGCUCACUUCGAACGGGAAGGACCCUUAUGUGAUCCCGUUUCUGACGCCCGCCACUUGUUCCUCCCAGACCGCUCCUCGGGCGAACAUGAAUCGCCGAAGUUCGCUAUCAGGCGAGGGGGCGCCUGAUGCGUUCAGAAGACCAAAAAGGUCCCCGGAUCACCUUUCGCAUGGCAUGACUUUGCCAACUUUGCCAAAGCGGAAGAGAAUGAGCCAGGACCUAGGGGAUUACAAUGCCGUGCAUCAAUAUGUCCUCCUCGCGGCGGCCGAUGUUCUCCAUGUACCCGUGGAAAGGUUGCUCUCCAUAGCAGAAUCGCCCUCAUCUUCGGACAUAUUUGAAACUUCAUCUAGCACGAGUUCAAAUGACCAUGGACAUGGAUCUACUCCGCCUGAUAGUUCUGGUUCCGAGAGAACCUCACAUGUCGUCAGGUCGCGACUUGUCAGGAGACCAAAGGCCCACCCAGCAUUCCACCAAGGCCACACCUCUCUGGCAACCCAUGGAAAGGCAUUUACUGGUGGCGUUGAUAAUUUCAUGUCCGAUCAGCUGUUCGAGAACUUGGAUACGGAACCUCUCGAUGAUUUAUUUGCCACUGAAGAACCGACACCUGCCAUGUCUCAGGACAGCGGGAUAGAGAUGGGAGACAGCAACAUCUGGCCGGAGUCUUCGGUAUCUGAAUUUUCAUUUACUUCAUACGAUCCUCAAACCACCGGUCAUCAGUCUACCACGCUUCUACCAACCGUAGGACCGCUAGCUGGAAUGGACGAUUUUUCCUUUAGUAACUACGCGGAGAUUCCGUUCCAGAUGAAUCAAAGCUUGCAGGACCUUAAUGAGCUCAAUUACUCAAAUGGUAGCUGGAACGUCGCCCCCUCCAACGCUAUUCGACCAAAUGUUGACCUAUUUGCCCUUAACCCUGGUGUUCAAUCUGAUCUCAAGUCCUUCCCCAAGGAGAGUGGCUCCAAAGGCAGACGGCGUGGUCCAUUCCGUGCAGAAGAGCAAAGGCAGGAAACAGGGUUGACUAGGAAGCUUGGGGCUUGCAUCCGCUGUAGCUUGCAUCGUAUCAGAUGUAUUCCGGAUCCGAACAGUCCUUCGGGCUGCUGUAAGACAUGCACCCAGGCUUCACAUACUAAAGCACGCUGGCUGCCAUGUCUACGCUACAAGAUCAUUGACGCGGAACUCUUGGCCCAUGACGUCUGUCCAAGACCCACGUGGACUACGAGAUGGAAGAAGAUGGAGUUGGUCGAUAUUUCCACGUGGGCAUCGAAUUCCAUCAAAUCCAUUCAGUGUACUCAGGAUGUUGGGAAUACAUCCUACACGCUCCAGGUCCGCGAGUUUAAACCAAUCGAGGGAGACGCUCUGUCUCGGCGCUGGAAGAUUGACGGCAUUCCCUACACGUACAAUUGCACCAACUAUGCUGUUGCAGACAUGAGAGAAGCCGGGAAAACUUUGAUGCAAUUCGCGAAACAAUCGCUUCCAGUGGCCAUUAAUCAUUGGGUCGAUGGCCAAGACUCGUUACUGAGACACACGUAUAAUAUGGCUUAUAGUUAUUCAAUUGACGCCGGACUUAGAAACGAAGAUCGCGAAUUGCUGAGCGCUACUUUGCAAUUGUGGGCAGCAUCUCGUAUGAUGUCCAAGGCUGCCCAUAUCUGCGGUCGGGAGACUCUAGGCAUGACGAGGCAGGACUUUGGCCCCAAGUCUGCCAGCACCAACAAGAUCCUGAUGCCUCCUGUCUUCUCCGCUCAGAUGGAAGUCAUAUUCGUGACGAUGAUGCUCCAGCCCCUCAAGAAGGAAAUUCUCGAUAGACUCAAGGUGCUCGUGGGCGAGAAUAACCGUCGUUCUUGGCUGGCGAUAUAUUUAUGCAUCUUCUUGUUGCUCCACAGCUGCGCUCUAUUAACAGCAAGAGAUCGAGAACGAGCAGUCAUGCAAGGAUUUCCCUUACGUUUCUACCGCCCUCGAGUGAUUGACGAAAUCCACAACGGCGCCAAGAUACUCCUAGCGUACUUCCACUUCUGCAACAGAGGAAGUUUCCCGCUACACAUGGACUGGACAUCCGCGGACCAAAUCGCACUGGCCGAGCUGAAGCCCGAGCAGAUCAAAUUCAUGCAGAACAACGUCAAAGAAUACGAGAAGAAGUCGUCACACUUCCGACACAUUCUUGAAAACAAAAUCUACGAGGAUGAGUUCUACUUCAUUGCCCAACUCUACGAGAAAGAUUGGAAGCCCAGACACACAGUGUAA
Molecule: messenger RNA, 2253 nt
Organism: Periconia digitata
Lineage: Eukaryota; Fungi; Ascomycota; Dothideomycetes; Pleosporales; Periconiaceae
Source: the annotation of a GenBank genome assembly